GCCACAAAAAGCGCAGGUGUGCUAACAGCUAUGGAAAUCGGUAGCAGGAGCAGAUUUUCCUUUCUUUUUCCAUCGCGGAGGGGUAUGUCUCGCAGCGCAGGACGGUGCGAGGAGCGCACAGGACGGGCGCGGAGCAGCGGCGCGCAGGGUCCUUUUGGAGCCUACGGGACCCCGAGAAAAGCCAAAUUCCUUCUGGGGGGCGGGGGGGAGGUGCUCAGUGAUGGGGAGAAGGAAGGCGGAGGGCGGGGAAGGCACGGAUCCGCACCGCCCUCGGCGGGGCCCCGCGCAGCGCUCGCCAGCAGCCGCCUCCGCUUCCCAGCGCGCCCCGAGCAGAGGCUCAAACUGAAAGUAAAUUAAAAAAAAAAAACAAAACGAAACAGCCACUCAAAACAAAGCAAACUCCAGCAAAGAUCCGCAACAAAACAGCCCCCAACCCAACAGCACAGAGACGGGGGUGCCAGGCGGUGGUCCCUUGUGAAGCGGAAUAAAGAUGUCAUGGGACAGCAGUGCAGCAAAGGCUGAAGGCUUCAGACACACUGGUCCUGCUAACGCCUCACUCUGACUGCCCUUGGCAUCCUGUGGGCCUGACAGUGCAACAUGGUCAGGAUGAGGAGGAAGAGGCUGUGGGCAUCUUGCAUCUGCUUUGCAGUUUUCUUUUUCCUUGUGAUGAUGCUUCAGGUUAUCACUGAACUGGGCAAUUCAGAAAGUCAGGCAGCAGCAGUCUUACACAGUGGCCCACUGAAACCUGAUGAGAGACAUGCUUCCCAGCUUCAAAAGAAGGAACUUUACAGCAACUUCAGGAUGGAGCCUGAUACAGAUCACUACCCCAUCCUGCUCUGGUGGUCUCCUCUGACUGGAGAGACAGGGAGAUUGGGGCAGUGUGGUGAGGAUGUUUGUUUCUUUACUAUUAACAAGACCUACCAGCACAGUCAGAUGACAAGAGCUUUUUUGUUCUAUGGUACUGAUUUCGGUGUAGACAGCCUACCCCUUCCUCGAAAAGACCAUCACGAUUGGGCCCUUUUCCAUGAGGAGUCACCAAAAAACAACUACAAACUUUUCCAUGAACCAGCUAUCACCUUGUUCAACCACACUGCAACUUUCAGCCGUCAUUCUCACCUACCGCUGACCACUCAGUACCUUGAGAACGUAGAGGUCCUCAGGUCCUUGAGACAUAUGAUCCCAGUGCAGAUGAAGAACAGCCUGAGGAAGCAGCUUGCACCACUUGUGUAUGUGCAGUCUGACUGCAAUGCUCCUUCUGACCGGGACAGCUAUGUACGUGAGUUGAUGUGCCACAUUGAAGUAGACUCUUAUGGAGAAUGUCUGCAUAACAGAGACCUUCCUCAGUAUCUCAGAAAUCCAUCUGCCAUGGAUGAUGAGAACUUCUAUAAAAUACUGGCGCAGUACAAGUUCAUUCUUGCUUUUGAAAAUGCUAUCUGUGAAGAUUAUAUCACUGAAAAACUCUGGCGGCCUCUGAUGCUGGGAGUGGUACCUGUGUACUUUGGUUCUCCCAGCAUUAUAGACUGGCUUCCCAGCAACAAGAGUGCAAUCUUGGUAUCUAGUUUUUCACACCCUCGAGAGCUGGCCCACUAUAUCAAAACGCUGGAUCAAAAUGACCAGGAGUAUGAGGCCUACCUGGAAUGGAAACUGAAAGGAGACAUUUCCAAUCCAAGGCUGCUUACAGCAAUGAAGGAACGCAAAUGGGGAGUGCAAGAUAUCACUCAGGACAAUUACAUUGACACAUUUGAGUGCAUGGUGUGUAACAGAGUGUGGGAAAACAUCAGAAGAGAACAAAAGGGAUGGCUGCCCCAGAGGUGGAGUGCUCAGGUUAAACAUCUGAACUGCCCCAAACCUGAGGCUUUCUGGUUCUCCUCUUCAAAUCCCAGCCAGACCUCCCUCCAAGAGAUGUGGAUAGCAAGUUUUGAGCAGUCCAAGAAGGAAGCCUGGGCGCUGAGGAAGCUGGUGGAAAGGAACAGGAAUUUUACAGCUCAAGAAUUUUGGAUGCUUGUAUUCAAAGAAUAAAUACAACAACUGUAAAA
Messenger RNA from Phasianus colchicus (ring-necked pheasant), 2036 nucleotides. It is a transcript of the gene POFUT3, whose product is annotated as protein O-fucosyltransferase 3. The record is from RefSeq and is a predicted model, not a curated record. NCBI's taxonomy places the organism in Eukaryota, Metazoa, Chordata, Aves, Galliformes, Phasianidae. Gene Ontology annotation, cellular component: Golgi membrane. Gene Ontology annotation, molecular function: alpha-(1->3)-fucosyltransferase activity.